This is a messenger RNA of Ipomoea triloba (trilobed morning glory), 1839 nucleotides long. Its product is annotated as probable leucine-rich repeat receptor-like protein kinase At1g35710. The transcript has a single exon. Gene Ontology annotation, molecular function: protein binding. Lineage: Eukaryota; Viridiplantae; Streptophyta; Magnoliopsida; Solanales; Convolvulaceae. The coding region runs from base 1 to 1839 and encodes 612 amino acids. The record is from RefSeq and is a predicted model, not a curated record.
AUGAUGAGAAUCUCCAUUUUCACUCUUCUUUUACAAAUCCUUUGUUUGCUUGCAUUAAACACCGCACCCUUACAUGCAAACAAAGAAGAAGCUGAAGCUCUCUUACAAUGGAAGAUCAAUGGCCUAUCAUCUUCUUUACUGGAUUCUUCCUGGUCUGUCAACAACCUCACAAAUGUGUGCAGUUGGGAGGGUAUCAUCUGCAACUCGGAUGGAUAUGUUUCAGAGUUGAAUCUACCUCAUGAAAACAUCAGAGGUACACUUGAACCACUCCGUUUUUCCUUGCUUCCUAAUCUUACUCGCAUCAAUCUGAAGAACAAUAGUUUGAGCGGAGUGAUACCAUCUGCUAUCAGCAGCCUCCUUAAGCUCACUUUUCUGGACUUGAGCAAUAACAACCUGAGGGGGGGAAUACCAGAAGAAAUUGGUUCAAUCACCCGUCUUCAAGUACUGAAAUUGUUGAAUAAUUCAUUUCAGGGGAAGAUUCCGCCUUCCAUAGAAAGCCUUAAACAUCUUCAGUUUCUUUCUCUCGAAAUGAAUCAACUGAAUUCUAUGAUUCCCUUUGAACUUGGGCUAUGCACAAAUCUUGAAUUCCUAUAUCUAGACCAUAACUUUCUAACAGGCGAGUUGCCUCCCAGUAUGUCCAAUCUUUCCAAACUAGUUGAUUUAGAUUUAUCUUCCAAUAGCCUUUCAGGUAAGUUAGUUCCACACCUCAUUGCCAACUGGACACAAUUAACUUCCUUGUUUAUAGAUAGCAAUAAUUUCACUGGAAGAAUUCCCUCUGAAAUUGGUUUAUUGACACAACUUGAAUAUCUUGCCUUGUCUAGUAACCAGCUUUCAGGUUGCAUUCCCUCAAACAUUGGGAAUUUGAAAAAGUUGUCUCAACUUGACCUUCACAAAAAUCACCUCUAUGGUCCAAUUCCUCCAACAAUUGGAAAUUUAACAGAGCUUGGCUUGCUAGAGCUUUCAAAAAACUAUCUUAGGGGAUCAAUACCACCGGAAGUAGGAUAUUUAACAUCACUAUCUGCUGUUCUCAUAAUGUCCAACUUGCUUCAUGGACCUGAGACCUUAUCAAUCUUUUGCAAUGUCACAUCUCUUUCUGGCCUUAUUAUAGCCGAUAACAAAUUGAGUGGAAAUAUUCCAAAAUGCAUGGGAAACAACACGAAUCUAAUUGUUUUAGUUCUUCAUGGCAAUCAGUUUCACGGGGAUAUUCCAAAAUCACUCUGCAAUACAUGCCACCUUCAAUUUCUUGUCCUGUCAAACAAUUACUUGAGUGGUGUAAUUCCAACGUGCCUGGGAAAUUUUAGCAAUCAACUCUCAAUCUUGCGUCUUGACAAUAAUAAUUUGCAUGGUGCUAUGCAUAGAGAGUUUUGCAGUUCAACCCCUUUCAAGUUGGUUGACCUAUCUCAUAAUUCUUUGAGUGGUGUUAUUCCUUCGUGUUUGGGAAAUCUAAGCACAACAUUGUCGCUACUUGAUUUAAGCAUGAAUCGCUUUUAUGGAAACAUUCCAGAAGAAGCUUUCAAGGGUGAUGUCCUGCAAGUUCUCAUCUUGGGUUAUAAUGAAUUUGAAGGACUUUUACCUCGUACACUCAUCAAUUGCACGGUUCUCAAAGUUCUUGAUGUUGGAAAUAAUGGUCUAAAUGACUCAUUCCCACACUGGUUAGAUGUUCAUCCACAAUUGGUAGUGCUCAUCUUAAGUUCUAAUCAUUUUCAUGGAGUGAUAGGCAGCAAUCCUACCACCAAGGUUCCAUUUCCUAUGUUGCGAGUUCUUGAUCUCUCCAACAAUCACUUCACUGGACAUUUGCCUGAAUAUUAUUUGCUGCAUUUUUACUGGGAUUAUAAAUGA